AUGAACCCCACACGACAGCGAAAUUCCUGCGAAGCAUGCCGGGCCCGAAAGCUCAGGUGCUCAGGCGAAAAGAGCGGUUGCUCUCGUUGCCGGGGAUUAACAUUGACAUGUAAAUUCAAAGACAAAGGAGCGCCUGGAAGGCCGAGAAAGCGUGCACGACAAGAAGAACCAGAUCAUCAUUUGGUCGACGGCGAGGAACAAAUAGGAUCGUCAAGCUCCUCUCACUUAUCGCCUAUUGUUUCUCAGUCGCCUUUUGGCCCUCACGAGGCCGGCAAUAUGCUAAUGGCAGCCGGCGAAUUCGACUCAUUACCAUACGAGCUAUCAGGGAACUGCGGAUUCGAUUCCUCCCACUGGGAGAUGCUGGGGAACGGCGAUAUGUGUUCCUUUCCCCUUGGGUUAUUGCACACAUCCCGCCAUAACGCAUUACACGACCCUGAAAUACCUCCAAUAGCCUUAGAUCCAUACAUCUCUCCCAUGUCAUUCUCACAGUCUUGUAAAUGCGACGAAGAGGUCUCCGAUCUAGUUCGGAAUCUAAGCUGCGCGGAUAUGUCACACGAUAUUAUUCCGGUGCUUCGAACAGGCGUCUCACUCACAGAGCGACUACUGAUCUGUCCUAUGUGCUAUGAUGUGUCAAAACCACCGCGAUUAACGGUCCAAAAUGUGCUUCUCAUCGGCCAGCUCAUGCUCGAAGUAACAGCCGGCUACCAAAAGUACAUCCGAUGGCUGGAUAAACACUGCACUGAACUCGACUCCAAAAGUGAGACUAGAACGGUCUAUCUUGACUCCGGACUUGGAGUUCCAUCAGAACUAAAUUUGCAAAUCGGCGGCGAGAAACUCAGAGAUCUCGUGGUGCACGGCCUCCAGACAGAUGCCGAACGGCUUUUCGUGCUGGGCAAACAGUUUGCGCAGCGACAACGCAAUCGCCAUAUGGUUGGCCACGAAACUUGUCCUAAUUCUGAAGGUCGUUGUCGGAGUAAGGAGGAUGCUGUUAAUCACGACCCGCUCGAUCUAUGCCCGCAUGAUCCAAUAGCCCGGAAAUUGGUCCCUUGUUUCCGUAUCGUUGAUGAGGUUCGCGGGAUGAUCAAGCAAGUUGCAGAUGCCGUUGUGUGA
Penicillium verrucosum is the source of this 1110-nucleotide messenger RNA. Its product is annotated as Zn(II)2Cys6 transcription factor domain-containing protein. The record is from RefSeq and is a predicted model, not a curated record. Gene Ontology annotation, biological process: regulation of DNA-templated transcription. The coding region runs from base 1 to 1110 and encodes 369 amino acids. NCBI's taxonomy places the organism in Eukaryota, Fungi, Ascomycota, Eurotiomycetes, Eurotiales, Aspergillaceae. Gene Ontology annotation, molecular function: zinc ion binding; DNA-binding transcription factor activity, RNA polymerase II-specific. The transcript has 2 exons.